AUGAAUGUUGUCGUUAUCCAGUUAAUUAAUUUACGUCUCUCAGCUGAUUCGUUAGGGUCGGUUUCCACCACCAGGACCCAAGCCAUAUCCUGCCUACUCAGGCUCACACCUCCCGCGAUACCUGAAACGCUGACUUUUGGUUCACCGAGAACCCAUCCUUCAGCUCACUGGAUCACCCAUAUCCCGGAUCACGAUGGAGACAGCAGGCCUGCCUAUGCCCGGCUACCACUACAUCGCCCCGAACCACAUCGUGAAGGCUCCGAUCCAUUGAAUGGGGCUCCGCAGCCAGUGCCCCAGCGCGUACUACCUCCAGCACCACGGGACUCUGGCUCCGAUAUACUUCUUCAAAUGACGCGACCAAUCUCUGAAGGGAAGCAAUUGGCAAAUAGCUGA
Molecule: messenger RNA, 393 nt
Organism: Pieris macdunnoughi
Lineage: Eukaryota; Metazoa; Arthropoda; Insecta; Lepidoptera; Pieridae
Source: the annotation of a GenBank genome assembly